GUCUAACAUUUCCACGGUCAAACCUCUUUGCUGGCCUUCUCAGAAACAUCUCAUGGGCACCAAUUUUCCACACCAACAAAUCAAACAAACCAUUUUAUACUCUUUAUUUAUACACCCUUCAAAUUCAUCUCUAAAAAUCUUUCUAAAAUCGCCCAAAAUCUCUCUCUCUCUCCGUUCAAUUCAGAUGGCCUACACGAUGACGUCAUUCACCGAUCUCCUCGCAGCCAGCCAUGAUCAAGAAUCAGAAAAACAAGAAAAAACCUCGUUUAAUUGGGACAAAAACAUUGAGAUUCCCACAUACAAAUCAUUUUCACCUUCUUUUUUGCCUUUGUCCCCUCCACCAAUCUCUCCCUCUUCUUACCUCUCAUUCCCACCUGGCUUGAGCCCCUCUGUUCUUCUUGAUUCCCCUGUUCUUUUUUCAUCAUCUAAUGUACUUCCAUCUCCGACCACCGGAGCUUUUGCCGGGCUAUCGUCCAACGAGACCACCGACGUUAAAUAUUCCGACUUUUCGUUCCAGUCCCAAACACGGCAUUCGGAUUCUUGCUUCUCAUCUUCUGCAGGAAUGAACUCAUCAAUGAACUCAUAUUUCAAAAGCCAACAAGAAAACGAGAAAUCUAAUCCCCCGAACAAGCCGAAAACCGAGCAGCGGCUUGUAGUCCACGGCUCCCAGCCGCCGGCAUAUGCUCGGGAGCAGAAAAAGUCAGACGACGGCUACAACUGGCGAAAAUACGGUCAAAAACAGGUCAAAGGUAGCGAAAACCCUCGAAGCUACUACAAAUGUACCUACCCGAACUGCCCGACCAAGAAAAAAGUCGAACGCGACUUAGACGGGCACGUGACCGAGAUCGUGUACAAAGGGAGUCACAAUCACCCGAAACCCCAGCAAGGCAAGAAACAAUCUUCGUCCUCUGGGUCGUUCGAUAAUGCCCACGUGGCAGCCACGACUGAAUGCUCGUCAGCCUCGUUUGGAGGGGAAGAUGAUUUCGAGCAAGGCUCGUCUAUAAGCAACUCGAGAGGCGAAGAUGAAACCGAGCAUAUAGCCAAGAGAUGGAAGGGAGAUGAUGAGAAUGAGGGUGUGUCGGCUUAUGGGAGUCGAGCGGUUAGGGAGCCGAGAAUCGUGGUUCAGACAAUGAGCGAAAUCGACAUUCUUGAUGACGGUUAUCGUUGGAGGAAAUACGGGCAGAAGGUGGUUAAGGGCAACCCGAAUCCUAGAAGCUACUACAAGUGCACGUUUCCCGGUUGCCCGGUUAGAAAGCACGUGGAACGAGCGUGCCACGACUUGAGGGCCGUCAUCACAACUUACGAAGGCAAACACAAUCAUGAUGUCCCGGCUGCUAGAGGAAGCGGCGGCUAUGGAAUGAGCCGGGCCCUGCCGGUGGCAAACACAGCUGUAAGGCCCACAGUUGUUAAUGGGUCGGAUUUUCCGAGGCUGCAGAUGUUAAGGGACCAGAGGCCUUGCACUCUCGAGAUGCUCCCUGGCUUUGGAAACCCGGCCAAGCAAGAGCCCAAGGACGACCUGUUUUUCGAGUCCUUUUUAAACUGCUGAGUUACAAUUUUUUGUGGCUUUUUUUUAAGGGGAUUUUGUGUUAUGUUGUGUGUAUGUACAUGUGAUGUAGGGGGGUUUUGGAGCAAAAUUUUUUCAUUUGUUGUAUUUGUUUGAUUUGGGGUUGUGGUCCUUGUGUGUGGUUUGGUUCCACAAGAAGAAAAAAUUUGAAAUAAAGCUUUUUUUUAAUAAAUGUGAAGUCUUGAAUUAUUGGCUUUGUUUGCUGCUCAACUUCUGUAUUUAUGGGUGUUUUCAUCAGUGGAAACUGGAAAGUGAUUAAUCACAAACUUGUAUAUAAGAAACCCAACAAACUUUUUGCUUUCUUCUGCAAUUUUCAUUCAUUUUGC
Messenger RNA from Striga asiatica, 1890 nucleotides. NCBI's taxonomy places the organism in Eukaryota, Viridiplantae, Streptophyta, Magnoliopsida, Lamiales, Orobanchaceae. The record is from the annotation of a GenBank genome assembly.